AACAUCCUGGACACUCGGGAGAGCGCUGGGGGCUUCCGUGGGGGCCCCGGGGGACUGAAGGCCGGGAAGCUCCUGGAGAAGAGGCCACACUCAGAAAGGUCAUGCUGACUGCAGUGCUGCUGAGCUGGGCCCUGCUGCUGACACUUCCCCCUAUGCAGGAAGCUCAGAGGGGCUUGGCCCCUCUGGAAGGCAUCAGAAGGCCUGACCAGGCCCUGUUCCCAGAGCUGCCAGGCCUGGGCCAGCAGCCUCCACUGAAACGGACAAGCGCAGAACAGUCCAUAGAAGCUCUGCUACAGGAGGCUGAGGCCUUGACAGAGGUACUAGAUCCGGAGGGCCGCGAGCCACGCUCCCCGCGACGCUGUGUAAGGCUGCAGGAGUCCUGUCUGGGACACCAGGUAUCGUGUUGCGACCCAUGUGCCACAUGCUACUGCCGUUUCUUCAACGCCUUCUGCUAUUGCCGCAAGCUGGGUACUGCCACGAUCCCCUGCAGCCGUACCUAGUGGGCCGACGCGGGGUCGAGGCUGGACAGGG
Messenger RNA from Puma concolor (puma), 531 nucleotides. NCBI's taxonomy places the organism in Eukaryota, Metazoa, Chordata, Mammalia, Carnivora, Felidae. The record is from RefSeq and is a predicted model, not a curated record.